AUGGCCGACAAACCCACAGAGGAGAAAGUCAAGCAGGGUGUCGUGCACUCGCUGCGCGCCUGGGGCGAGCACUCGCUCCCGCCCACUCUGACCGCGACCUUCAUCACCGCCCAGCAUAUGCGCCCCUUCCAGGCCCUACCAAUGCUCUUCCCGCCUGUCCUGUUGCUCUCCAGCUACCUGAACCUCAACGAUUACAAAAAGGACGCUGCCGGCAUCUCGGCCGCGUGGAGUGGGCUUUACAUUCUGCUGGCGCAAAGAAGGCGGCAGAAAUUGUACUCCAAGUUCGGCGCGAGAGGCCUCAUUCGUGGCGCUACACUGGGAUUGUGCGCGGCUAACCUGGUCGGCGGUGGCCUGGCAUAUGCAUUUGGCAAGAGGAAGGACGAGGAAGAGUAA
Molecule: messenger RNA, 393 nt
Organism: Aplosporella prunicola CBS 121167
Lineage: Eukaryota; Fungi; Ascomycota; Dothideomycetes; Botryosphaeriales; Aplosporellaceae
Exons: 3
Coding region: 1-393 (130 amino acids)
Source: RefSeq, a predicted model, not a curated record